Messenger RNA from Acomys russatus (golden spiny mouse), 2004 nucleotides. It is a transcript of the gene Siral2, whose product is annotated as family with sequence similarity 118 member A. The transcript is spliced from 9 exons. The record is from RefSeq and is a predicted model, not a curated record. NCBI's taxonomy places the organism in Eukaryota, Metazoa, Chordata, Mammalia, Rodentia, Muridae. The coding region runs from base 125 to 1198 and encodes 357 amino acids.
GCGCGCGCAGCGCCAUCCGGCGCACCGCCCGGCGGCUCCACCCAGCCCGAGGGGCGCGGCCUGGGUGGGAGGCGGCGAGAGCGUGAGCGACACUGGCGCCUCCGCGGCGCGGCAGGAUUCACAGAUGGAGUCAGUGGAAAAGACAACGAACAGAAGUGAACAGAAAUCCAGAAAGUUUUUAAAGAGCCUAAUUAGGAAGCAGCCCCAGGACCUGCUCCUGGUCAUUGGGACUGGUGUGAGUGCAGCAGUGGCCCCAGGAAUCCGCGCGCUUUGUUCUUGGAGGAGCUGCAUUGAGGCAGUCAUCGAGGCUGCAGAGCAGCUGGAGGUUCUGCACCCUGGGGAUGUUGCAGAGUUCCGGAGGAAGGUGAUGAAGGACCGAGACCUGCUGGUUGUGGCCCAUGAUCUCAUUCGGAAGAUGUCACCUCGUACAGGCGACACCAAGCCCAACUUCUUCCAGGACUGCCUGAUGGAGGUGUUUGACAGUCUGGAGCAGCACAUCCAGAACCCUGUGGUGCUGCAGUCCAUCCUCAGCCUGAUGGACAGAGGCACCAUGGUGCUCACCACCAACUAUGACAACCUAUUGGAGAUCUUCGGGCAGCAGCAGAGCAGGCCCAUGGAGUCCCUGGACUUGAAGGACAAGACGAAGGUCCUUCAGUGGGCCCGAGGCCACAUCAAGUAUGGAGUUCUUCAUAUUCAUGGCUUGUACACAGAUCCCUGUGGGAUGGUACUGGAUCCCUCGGGCUAUAAAGAUGUCACUCAAGAUCCAGAAGUCAUGGAAGUCCUGCAAAACCUGUACCGCACCAAGUCAUUCCUGUUUGUGGGCUGUGGAGAGACCCUGCGUGACCAGAUAUUCCAAGCUCUCUUCUUGUACUCGGUGCCAAAUAAAGUGGACUUAGAGCACUAUAUGGUAGUGCUCAAGGAGAACGAAGACCAUUUCUUUAAGCAUCAGGCAGAUAUGCUUUUGCAUGGAAUUAAAGUGGUGUCCUAUGGGGACUGUUUUGACCUUUUCCCAGGAUAUGUGCAAGACCUUGCCACGCAGAUCUGCAAACAGCGAAGCCCAGAUGCUGAGCGAGUGGACAGCACCACUUUACUGGGUAAUGCAUGUCAGGAUUGUGCAAAGAGGAAGUUGGAAGAGAAUGGAAUUGAAGUUACAAAAAAAGUCCGACAGUCAGACAGCGAUGAUGCUGGAGGGUCUUGAAAUUUUUAAAACUUUGAAACUUGAAAACCAGCCUUCUGUAACCACAGUGCCAUGCCCAAAUGAUGAGGAAUGUACAGAGGACUCCAUAUGGAACUGUCACAUACCGCAAGAGCCUGUGGGUGUGUGGCCUUUGAGGUUGAAUGACAGAGCUCCACUGUGUGCUUAGCUGCUCAGGAGGUGACAUGGACACACUUCAGGUAUACUCUGUAAGGACUAAUGGACAGCUACCUCAGGGACCAAAUUGGGGGGUGGGGGUGGGAUGUGCCUGGCAUUGUUCCCUUUUCCCUUUUCCAUGUUUUCUUAUGUCAGGGUGUUAUUUUUCCUAAUACAUGGAGGAGAAUGAAGACUGUCCAAGCAACAGUAGUUGCCAAAGAGAAAAUAAGACAUAAACAUUUAUAUUUUAUAUCUUUAUGUGGAAACAUCUUUUGUUGUAGAAAGUUUUUACAAGAUGUGUUGGUUAAAUUGUUAAGUACAACAGAAUAAGUGGAUAGUAGAGGCACUGACUCCACUAGUGAAAAUGGUCAUUUUUAAAGGGAUGACUAGAUCAAUUGGGUUUCUUUGAAAUUGUGCUAUUUCAGUAAGUUCUGUUCCAAAGAAAUGGUAGAUUUGUCUGUCCAGAGAGACUGAAGACCAUUUUCAAAGUCUUUAUGUGACUUACAAGUUAAAUGUGAAGCACAAGACUAAGUUGUAAACUUUCAGAAGUUCUAAGCUCUCUAAGUCUUAUUUCUCGAGGAUACGGCCUGUCCUGUCUGUUCUCCUCUCUUCCCAUGGUUCAUAUUAAGAUUUACAUGGCUGGGGUAGGCAGU